CAACACCUGCCUCGGUUUCUGUGCACGGCUCGUGCGGGACUGGAGUUGUAAACGAAGCGCGUGCGCCUUUCAGCACCAGUACCUCGUGGAUAGCAGCCAACGGAGCAGAGAGGAUUGUCGUUGUGGGUUAGCUUAUUGUAACAAACCGGCGACUUAGCGGUUUGCAACGCCGUACAGCCGCUGCGAUCGCGGGAAAACUUCAUUGGUAGUUCAGAGUCGGAGAGGGGAAGCUGUAAAGCGACACAGCUUGAGCUUUGUUUGCCCCUGCGGGCCUCUCGGUCGAAGGAGACACGUUUCUGCGGGGAGACAUACCGGUUUCGACUCGCUUGCGUCGAAUUUGCGCGGUCUGGAUUCAACUAACUGCGCCCCGGGAAGACUAAAUGGCUGCAUACGAAGGGAAACAAAGGUGAUAUAGAACAUUAUUCGUCCUAGCCGGUUCGGUCCAGAUAAAGGUCGCCCCGUGGUCCGGUUUUAGCUACAUUACAGCCUGCUCGCACCACUAGCCGCCGAGGUCUCCAUUGUGUGAGCAUCGCCGUGCUAUUCCACUGCCGCCCGCCCUUCGGAUCACUCUGUGCCGCCGCACACCUGCCGCCUCCUACAGCUACAACUACAACUGGGUUUUUUAACCUUCUUCUUUUUUUUUUUAAAUCCACGCAUCCAAAAAUGUGUUCUCGAGUCUGGUUCGUGACCGACCGGCGCAUCAGCCAGGAGUAUCCUCAAGUGCAGAUCCUCCGGGCACUGAAGGAGCACUGCGCCGACGAGGAUGUUGAAUUCCGCUCUCUUCUCAUGGACCAAAUCGUGUUAACGAUCAGCGAGGGACAAUUAGGUCUGCGAGUGGAGCAGGAAUUGGUGACAUCUUAUCCGCAGGUGGUGGUGGUGCGGGUGCCCACGCCCUGGGUGCAGUCAGAUAGUGACAUCACUGUGCUGCGCCACCUGGAGAAGAUGGGCUGUCGGCUGAUCAACCGUCCCCAGGCCAUACUUAACUGUGUCAACAAGUUCUGGACCUUUCAGGAGCUGGCCGGCCAUGGGGUGCCUCUCCCUGACACUUUCUCCUACGGAGGGCACGACAACUUCCGUAAGAUGAUUGACGAGGCAGAGCCAUUGGGCUACCCUGUGGUGGUGAAGAACGCACGUGGCCAUAGAGGCAAGGCCGUGUUCCUGGCACGGGACAAACACCACCUGACAGAUCUGUGCCACUUGAUCCGCCACGACACCCCCUACCUGUUUCAGGAGUAUGUCAAGGAGUCGCACGGCCGGGAUGUGCGGGUGGUCCUGGUGGGCGGCCGUGUCAUCGGCUCAAUGCUACGUUGCUCCACUGAUGGUCGCAUGCAGAGCAACUGCUCCCUGGGUGGCGUAGGUAUGAUGUGCCCACUGAGCGAGCAGGGCAAGCAGCUGGCCAUAGAGGUGUCUAACAUCCUUGGCAUGGAUGUGUGUGGCAUUGACCUCCUGCAGCUCAAUGAUGGCUCAUUUGUGGUCUGCGAGGCCAAUGCCAAUGUGGGCUUUAUUGCCUUCGACCAGGCCUGUGGCAUGGAUGUUGCAGGCAUCGUCGCUGACUACGCCUUGUCAAUGCUCCCCAGCCGCCUCACCCGCAAGAUGUCCCUGCUGUCCGUCGUGUCGAGUACCAGUGAGACCAGCAGCGAGCCGGAGGUUUGCCCUGUGCCUGCUGGCGGCGGCUCACUACCCGAGGCCGUCUGCAACAUGAGCGUUGGUUCUACUUCCAGCGAGAGUGACCCGGAGUUGGCUGAGCCCUCCCAGUCCUCACCCCGUCAGUCCACAGCCCCCACUCUGCCUGAUCUCCCUGACCUCCCCGAUCCAGCCUACAACUUCAACACCCUCCUUGCCAGUGAGAUCAAGUUAUUGACUGAGUGAGAUUCAAGCGGCUUCAUGCACACACACAAAUACAUAACACGCAUACCUGUACGCAUGGCAACUGACAUUCCUUUUCAAAACACAUAUCGAUCCAAAAACCAUUAAAACAUAGGAUGUUAAAUGCAAAAUCAAGAGCAGAGAAAAACCCCAAACACACUUGCAGACAAAAUUACGGACACAACCAUAGAAAUACAAACACCAAAACAAGAGCCAUCUCCUACUAACUCCCUGGAAAAAAACACCACAGAUCUGAGGCUGCUCCCCUGACUCUCUUCGCUUUGCCCCUCUACUCCCAGUCAGCAAACCCCACUAUCCAAACCUAGCUUACACUGCAGCGUGGUGGCGAGAGUGGGAUAUACUGCCAAUAAUGACCUCUCCUAGCCUUUUUGCAAAAUUGUGAUGGUGACAGAUCUUUUCCGGUGGGUAUGUGAUACCUAUAAAGGCAUCCACCGGCCAUAUUCUUAUCCUUAAAACACAAUAACAUUAUUUAAGGGAGAAUCUACAGUAUGUUGUCAUAAAAGGGGGGUUUCCUGCUGAGAUUGUAGUCAGGUUUGGUGGAUUGGAGGUGAAAUGAAGUGUUUGUUGUUGUUUGUUUUGUUUUUUUCAAAUGAUUAGCUCCUUCGGAGAGGAAUACAUUCUCAUGCUAGGUACAUUAUACUGUCAGUUCCAAUGUAGCAAUGUAGUGCACCUAUCAAGGACACAGAACAGAAUAGAGACCAUCCUGCAGCAACUGGAGAUGGAGGGACCUCAAGUCAAAUUUACUGCUAUUCCAAAUAACUGAAAUGAGAGGUGAAUUCACUACAUGACAAUAGUAUGCUGUAAAUCCAGCUAAAACAGAUUGUAUACAAAAUGUUUUUUUUAACCAGGUUACCGCGACACAACUCUCCUCUAAUUAAAAUCACAUUUUUUUUGAAUGAGUAAUAUUGAAAUGUCGCUGGAGCUGCUACAUUGACAGUGAAUAACAGGCUGACUUUGUGGUGUCACAGUGAUUUACCUUUCAUGCGUAAAUAAAAUAUUAUUAACCCAGAGUGCAUACACAUAGCACCAGAAAAUCAUCCUGGGUGCUAACACGGUGUCCAUAAUCAAUACUCUGUUCACUGUGAAUGAAGCAGGCUAAUGUAAAUGUACGCAAAACUGCAACCAAAACCUGUCCAAGGUAGUAUAAAUAACAAAAAGCAGUUUUGUUUAAGAGUCACAACCUGUAAUAUAAAAAUGAAUUGAGUGCCAUUACUUGAUUUUUAUUAAUUUUAUUUUACAUUCCUACAUAGCUUGUUUGAUUAAUCUUACCAGCAGCAGCAGUCUGCUGCUUUUUAAAAUCCAUUCAUUGUCUAGCACUUUAUAAUAAACAGACGCAUUUUUUUUUUCUCACUCACAUUUAAGAAACAUGAGACAGAGUGUGAAAGCUGCGUCUACAUCUGUGAACAAAAUAUACCUCAAAACAGUGACUUCUCAGUCACUGCCAUAGGAUGACAUAUUCAAACAUACAGUACAUAUCAGCCAGGAUCCUUGUGGUUUUCAAAUGGCCCCUGAUAUACCAGGUGUUCCUUCCCUUUAUGUCUACAAUCUAAAAAGAUAGUUGUGUGAGAUAAACAGAUAGUUGUGUAUUCUUUUUUUUUUCUUUUUUCUUUUUAGCUUUUUUGUAAAUAUUAAGGUAGUAAAUUAGCUUCCGUUCAUACUAGUAUCCAGCUGAUGAAACUAGAAACAGCUGAAAUAACUACCAACAUUGAAACCUUCAUAAGCUAUUGUGGACAACCAUAUUUGUACAGACCUGAAACACUGAAAGGUUGAAACUGAAAUUUGGUGCUAAUAUUUCUGGAUUUGGUUAGAUGUGAUUUCUCAGUCAUAUGAUUUGUAGAUUAUACUCUUAUUGUUUUCAACUUGUUUUUUGAUAAUAAAAAAAUAAAAAUGAAGUAUCCUAAUCCACAAACAUGUUGGCAUGAUGUACAAAUAAAAAAUGGAAACUAUAUUUUUGCAAUGUUACUUUUUCUUUCCUUAGAAAAGAAAGGAAAAAUAAAUCCAGGGAUUUCAGUGGCCAAGAGCUUAUUGCUUAAGGUUUUUGUUCCUGUUGAUUUACCUCCUGUGCACCUUCUGAAAUAACUAUCAACAUAAAGGUAGGGUAUGCUGGGGUAAAUGCCAUUCAUUAAGAAUAAUUUGCAGCUCUGAUCAAAAGCACAAAUAUAAAAACCUAGGUUGUUCCAUGUAGUGUCGAUGUUUUUAUGCUCAUAAACCGUUCUGUUGCACACAACUCAGGGAAGCAGCCUGGAUCUCACCCAUGACCCCCAAAGGCACAUCAUAUAUCCAUCCGAGACAUGUCAAAAACAUAAUACAUCCUACAGGCAGACAAAAAAAUACACAAACAACAUUGAAAAAAAGGUUGUAAACUACAGUAUAAAACAAAGCGGUGUAUACCAUGGUUAACAUGCACUUUUUUCCUUGCUUGUUUUUAUAUUGUUCCUUGUUUUCUUCCUAAUUUAUGGUAUUUUUAAAGACAAAGUGGUUUGUGUGCACUAAUAUUGUCUCAAUAAAGUGAAACCGCUGUGAAACUUGAUUUUUAUUUUCCUUUUUUGUGGGCCGAAUUUACUAACCGACUGGAAUUGAAUGGGCCUGCAUGAGGGUGCCAAAUCUAUACCUGCCAGACAACAGGAAAGGCGGCUUAUAUUUUAAGUCUGCUAUCAAGUGAUCACAGUGGCUCCACUAAGAGAAUAACACCAUUUACACUACUGUGAUGUUGUCCGGUAUCUAUAUAAUCAAAGUAUCUGACGAACAAACUGUGAAAUCCGCUGAUGUCCACGCUCCUGACGUGCAAGGGUCCGGUGGACUUUAUCGUCAAAAAGUCACAUCCCAGCCUAAAGGUGUAUGUGGGUGAUCUAUCUCCAGUUGUUACCCCCCACCCUUAUUUGUUUGAAGUCUUCGUCUGUAUUGAAGCCUGUGUCAUUCUACGUUGUAUACAUAAGUGUAAAUCAAAGAUCACAAAUCCUUUCAAGACAUUAAAAAGACAGCCAGAAGUUCCUUUCUCAGUCACAGUCCCUGUUCUUUAAAUCUGUAGUUUAUACGUCGUCCAUACGCAGACACCGCACAUCCAGCCAUUGAAAGGUUUUACUCUGCCCUGACAACUUCCAAAAUGCCUUUUUCAUUGUCAGUGGGAGCACUGAUUCGAGAAUCAUAGUUGAGUCAGGGUCUCAGUUCAGGUGGGUUUCUUUCUGCUUGGUCUUUAUAUAUCAGUGGACAUGACACAAUGGAUACAAGGCAUGGAAGCUACUGAAAGAAAUGGAUACUGCAUGCUAGUAACACAAGGAAGGAAGAAAAAAAAAUGUGCGUAAAUGAUGAAAGAUCAAACGUGUACUGGCCUAUGUGGUGCUUAGUCAGCCAGGAACAAACAUGUCGGGACCUCUGGACUAGUCACUGUGUACAACAACACAAGAGAGCACAGGGUUACUAUUUAAUUCCAAACUGCUGCUAAUGUAUAUUUGGCUCAAAAAUUAAAAAGGGAAUAUGUGGAAAGUGUUUUCUGUGUUUUGCUGCCUCUCAACAGAAAAAUGAAUCUGAAUGCCAAAAAAACAAACACUUUGUUGUAUAAUUCAGUACUGAUAACACUACUAGUGAGAUGAUUUUAAAAGUGAUUCUUUGUUUUGAUAUAAUGAAUAAAUGUUUCAGAAUUGUAUAAUAUGUGUAGGAUUUCACGGCAGUUGUCAGGUUCGUUUUAAAUCCACGUGUUUAAAAUGAACCUGAGGUUUGCUCAAAGGUUUACAAUACACUUUAGUUUGCAGGAGGAUAAUGCAAUGUUUAUGCUUCAGUGAAAUAAUUCAGCUGUCUGUUGAUGAUAUAUAAACAACAGAAAUCUUAUCUUUAAUUCUAUCUGCAUAUGGUGAAUUGAUGUAAAGAUGCUGGACUGCAAGGUAUGAAAUAAGCAAAACAUUGCAUAAAAAGGAUUUUGGCAAAUGCCCUCACCAUUAUUCUGUUUGGUAUCAUUCUGACAGUGUUACAAACUGGAAUCCCAAAACCAUGUAAUUCACAAAUGUGCAAAAUGAUGUAAAUAUAUAUCCCUCUUCUUUUUUUUUUAGAUUAAAAUAAAGAUGAGUCAUUCAAAACCAA
Molecule: messenger RNA, 5961 nt
Organism: Micropterus salmoides (largemouth bass)
Lineage: Eukaryota; Metazoa; Chordata; Actinopteri; Centrarchiformes; Centrarchidae
Gene: rimkla
Product: ribosomal modification protein rimK-like family member A
Exons: 5
Coding region: 664-1869 (401 amino acids)
Biological process (GO): protein modification process
Cellular component (GO): cytoplasm
Molecular function (GO): ligase activity, forming carbon-nitrogen bonds; metal ion binding; ATP binding
Source: RefSeq, a predicted model, not a curated record